Esox lucius (northern pike) is the source of this 2476-nucleotide messenger RNA. RefSeq names its product bolA family member 3 (gene bola3). NCBI's taxonomy places the organism in Eukaryota, Metazoa, Chordata, Actinopteri, Esociformes, Esocidae. The record is from RefSeq and is a predicted model, not a curated record. The coding region runs from base 137 to 454 and encodes 105 amino acids. The transcript has 4 exons.
AAGACGCUGAUCAGACGCUGAUGUCCAGGCACUUAUGUUUAAACAUUCUUAGCUUAGCUUCUUGUCAUUAAAGACAACUGGAUUCUUACUGUUUACUAUUAUUAGUUGAUUUUCAUCCUAGGACUUCAGCGUCACUAUGAUUUCUGUUUCCAGAUUUAUUCACAAAAAUCAAGCAUUUUUGGUUUUUAGACAGCUGCAGAGGACUCUGUCUUCUCAGACUGAUGGAGAGACCCGAAUCGCCCACAUUCUCAAAGAGAAGUUUCCGUCGGCCACGUCUUUAAAAGUUGUGGACAUAUCAGGUGGCUGUGGUGCCAUGUAUGAAGUCCAUAUAGAAUCCAACGAAUUUAAAGGGAAAAGAACUGUACAACAACACCAACUAGUCAACCAGGCACUCAAGGAGGAGAUCCAAGGAAUGCAUGGACUACGAAUAUUCACAGAAGUUCCUCGAGAUUAGGAGAGAGUCCUAUCUCAAAUUGUGGGUCUAUGGAAGAUAACCACACAAACGGAAUGUUGUAUGCUGCUACUUUUUUCAACUGAGCAUAAACACCCUGAAAUGCUCUCAGAUUAUUGCUGAUGGUUCUAUUGCAGUAAUGAAGGAAAGGGUUGGUCCUUGUUCUGUCUUGCAGUACUAGUCAGAAAUGAUAGAAAUAACGUAUGGCAGGGACACGGUUUAUGGCGUGAUUUGAGUAAUAAAUCUAACUAAGUACAAUCAUAUCUUUUUAUUUAUUUACCAUAGACCGUUCAAAUCACUGAAUGGUGUGCUAGAAAUGUAUCAGGACUGCCGUUCUUUCUGAUCAGACAACCUCACAAGAUAAAUCACCAGACCGUCUGUGGUAUGAUGUGAUGGGGCUAUAGUUUGUGUAAUUAGGUCCUUUCGUAAAAAAAAUUCAACUCCUGGUCUUGCGGAGGUUGAAAACCAUGUCCAACCACCAAACAUGAUUGGACAAACCAACUCAUAGGGCAGAGCUUUCUGCAGAUAUGGAUUGUGUAGUCCAGUACUGCCUAAUGCAACUGUAAGCCUAAUUAAAAUAGUCUAAAUAAACGAGUCCCUACCUCAUGGCUUCAAACCCUUGUAGUCAUGUGUCCACUGCCCACUUCCCAUGUGGAAAUCCUUUUCCCUGGAACUGGUGGGACCUGUUGAUCUGCUGUCAACAAUUUUGACUUCAAUAAGCCUGAGUUCCUCUUGACCUUCAGACCAUUGCCUUUUUGGCCCUGAUAAAGACAUUAACCCAGAAAAUACUGCUACUCCAGCUGCUCUCUCUUCAUCUAACUGUGUUUUCUCUCAUAGUCCGAGAGCAUCGGGUCAUGGGCUUCUCGUCAUUCUAAAUGGGUCUUUUCUCCCACUCGCUCACCUGUCCAUGUUCUUUUUUGAAUUCCAUGAUGUCAGCGUCGCUUGUCUAUUCAAGCUUAACAUUGUUGUCAUUGUGUAGGUGCCCUUGAAGACUACCUUAAUGAGUCUGAGACCUUAAUAUCUUUAUUUCCUGACAAAGGCUGAUAGUACUUCAAGUUGAUGACAUCUGCCUUUGCUAACUUUUUCUUUCACUUCUUUCUUCCACUUGACCUUCUCUUUACUGGAUGUUUGUCCACUAAUCUCACUGCAACCCCCCAACAGGUCUCUGAUCAUUUGCUUUGUUUCCAUUUCUUUUUCUCCCUUCUCCAACCCUACACACUCAGGACUUUCCCAGACGGUCAUGUACUGUCACGGUCUCCAUUCUCUCUGCACUACUACCCUCUCAUCUUUUGUCCUAUCGUUUCUCCCAUCUUCUAAAUGCUUCCUGCUUUUGUCUGCCUUUUUAACAAUACCUUCUUCCCGCUCCACAUUCAGUUUCUCAGUGUCUCCUUUUCUCUGUUGUGGCUAAUACAGCAGAGUCCCUGCCCGUUUUCAGAAGACUUCAGAAAACCUAGCUUAUAAAGAGUAUCUAAAAUAACUCUGCACCUCUUUCUAAAUGACUAAAAUGUAAAUUUAAAAUAAGUAUACAUGUACAAAGUGGUGAAUUUCCCCUUUAGGUUUAGGAUAAAGGUUAAGGUUAGGGUGAGUAACAGUAGAUCAGUGCAAUGUUCCAGUUAGGCUGAUGUAUAGAUCAAAAUGAAAAGGAAGUGUUACUUAAAAUACUAUUAUGUUAGCAUGUAUUUAAAAUUAGGGGAGAACCAGGACAAAAUUAGUUGAAAACAACACUCCCGUUUCCCAGGUGACACAUAAGUUUGAGUUAUUUAGUAAAAUUGACCUGUUUCUGCCUUAGAGGUCAAGCAGUAUAGCAGCUCAUUCUAUCUGCAUUUCCCAGUUUUCAAAUGAAAGUUUUUUUUGUUUUAGAUAUAUUUGAAAGAAAAUACAAAGGAAUAAGAAAAGGUAUUUAUAUGAGAAAACAGACAUAAAAUGAACAGAAACAUUAAACUAAAUGAAAUCAGAGAGACGUGUGAUCAAAAUAAUGUGAUGUAAACUGAUUACCUGAUAUAAAAUACAAACAUUUUAAGCAUU